This is a messenger RNA of Marmota flaviventris (yellow-bellied marmot), 471 nucleotides long. The record is from RefSeq and is a predicted model, not a curated record. NCBI's taxonomy places the organism in Eukaryota, Metazoa, Chordata, Mammalia, Rodentia, Sciuridae.
AUGGAAAGUGGGAACACCAGUUCCGAUUUCAUUCUCCUAGGUCUCUUGGGCCACUCCAGAGCCCAACAGUUUCUCUUUGGGAUGGUUCUGACAAUAGCUUUCACGGCUCUAGGUGGCAAUGCCCUCAUGAUUCUCCUGAUUCAUUUGGACCUCCGGCUCCAUACGCCCAUGUACUUCCUCCUGAGCCAACUGUCCCUCAUGGAUGCCAUGCUGGUUUCCACCACUGUGCCCAAAAUGGCUGCUGACUACUUGACUGGAAACAAGUCCAUCUCCCCUGCUGGCUGUGGCUUCCAGAUCUUCUUCCUUCUCACUCUGGGUGGUGGGGAGUGCUUCCUCUUAGCAGCCAUGUCCUAUGACCGCUAUGUGGCCAUAUGCCACCCUCUGCGCUAUCCCAUGCUCAUGAGCUGGCCACUGUGUCUGAGGAUGACCAUGGGGUCCUGGUUCCUGGGAGCAGCUGACGGGCUGAUGCAG